Molecule: messenger RNA, 560 nt
Organism: Pseudophryne corroboree (corroboree frog)
Lineage: Eukaryota; Metazoa; Chordata; Amphibia; Anura; Myobatrachidae
Gene: MRPS21
Product: mitochondrial ribosomal protein S21
Exons: 3
Coding region: 117-380 (87 amino acids)
Biological process (GO): translation
Cellular component (GO): ribosome
Molecular function (GO): structural constituent of ribosome
Source: RefSeq, a predicted model, not a curated record
UGUGAUUGGACCAUUUACCCUGUGACCUAUUCCCGUCGUGCACCGCUUAAGGUGAAGGCAGCGGCAGCUGGAGUAGCAUGUUGUGUCCCUAGUGACACCUGAGAGGAGUGUCAGCGAUGGCGAACCAUCUGAGAUUCAUCGCCCGUACAGUGCUGGUACAGAGUGGGAAUGUGGACGCAGCGUACAAGGCUCUAAACAGGAUCCUUACUACUGACGGGAUCAUUGAGGAAGUGAAGCAGAGACGUUAUUACGAGAAGCCGUGUAUUAAGAAAAGGAGGAUCAAAUAUGAGACCUGUAAGCGCAUCUAUAACUCUGAGAUGGCACGGAAGAUCUCAUUCCUGAGCCGGAAGACGCGGCAGGACCCCUGGCCGGGGUGCUAGAGUAACGGUGAUACAGCGGGACGUCUACGUGUUCUGUGGUUGGCUGCACCUGAUGUCGCUGCCUUGCUGCCUCCCCUCCUGCGUCACUGACCACCAUGGAUUAUAUUGUCAUACUGCAUCAUUGUGUGUCUGGGCUCCUGUGAGAUGUGUAGAUCACUGAAUAAAACCAUUUUCAUAUUA